AUGGGUUCCAUCGCAUUCAAAUCUCCACGUGUUAUCAAGGCACCGGGUCUUCCAUAUUUCACCCCGGCCAACAAUGGCGGUGCAGCUCUGAACCCGCAAGACCCGAGCACGCCAACUUUGUUUCGGCAAUUGCAUAUCCGCGAUGUGACAUUCAAAAACAGAAUCAUGGUCGCGCCCAUGUGCAUGUACUCGGCGGACCCAGAUCCAUCUUCGCCGGCAGUUGGUGCCCCUACCGAUUACCAUAUCGCGCAUCUCGGCCACCUAGCCACGAAAGGCGUCGGCCUUGUAAUCAUCGAAGCAACCGCAGUGCAGCCGAAUGGCAGAAUUUCCCCAAAUGAUCUGGGUUUGUGGCAAGAGGGCACCGACUCUGAGCAAUUCAAGGGACUGCAGCGUGUUGUGAAUUUCGCUCAUAGCCAAGGGGCCAAGGUCGGUAUUCAGUUGGCCCAUGCCGGUCGGAAAGCUAGUGUCGUUGCCCCCUGGUUGUCAUCUGAGGGCAAGAAAAGCAGUAUGAAAGCGGAUGAAAGUGUCGGUGGCUGGCCGACUAAUGUUGUCGGUCCCUCCGGGGGCGAAGAGCACAUCUGGGCCCCGGGAGAUGUCAAGUAUUGGCCGCCCCGGGAGCUCAAUACGGCUGAGGUUGAAGAGAUCGUACAGGCAUUCGCUCGCAGCGCGAAUUUGGCUGUUCAGGCUGGUGUCGAUUUGAUCGAGAUUCAUGGUGCUCACGGUUACCUGCUGAACCAAUUCUUGAGUCCGGUUACUAACCGCCGAACCGAUAAAUACGGCGGGAGCUUCGAAAACCGGGUCCGAUUUUUGCAGGAGGUUUGCACCGCGACUCGCGCUGCCAUUCCUGAUGGUAUGCCCUUGUUCCUACGCAUCAGUGCUACUGAAUGGUUGGAAGAACAAGCGGUCGCAGCGGAGGUUGGCAGCUGGGACAUGCCUUCAUCGAUCAAACUGGCAAAGUUGUUACCGGAAUUUGGGGUCGAUCUUUUGGAUGUCAGCUCCGGUGGUAACCACAAAGAUCAGAAGCUCCAGCCACACACCAAUUACCAAAUUGAUCUUGCGGGCGAGCUUCGCAAAGAGAUCCGCAAAGCGGGCCAGAAGACGCUGGUGGGUGCAGUCGGUCUGAUUACAGAGGCCGAGCCGGCUCGUCAGAUCGUUCAAGGCGCUGACGAAGCGGAGGCUACGGAGGAAAUUCUUUCAGGGCAGGAGCCUAAGGCCGAUGCUGUCCUCAUGGCUCGCCAGUUUCUUCGAGAGCCCGAGUGGGUUUUUACAGCGGCAAAGAAAUUGGGUGUCCCAGUGUCUGCCCCGUACCAGUUCGCUCGAGCAAUCUUGUAG
Messenger RNA from Penicillium odoratum, 1332 nucleotides. RefSeq names its product NADH:flavin oxidoreductase/NADH oxidase. The transcript has a single exon. Gene Ontology annotation, molecular function: NADP binding; FMN binding; NADPH dehydrogenase activity. The coding region runs from base 1 to 1332 and encodes 443 amino acids. The record is from RefSeq and is a predicted model, not a curated record. Gene Ontology annotation, cellular component: intracellular anatomical structure. Lineage: Eukaryota; Fungi; Ascomycota; Eurotiomycetes; Eurotiales; Aspergillaceae.